Messenger RNA from Nanorana parkeri, 3451 nucleotides. RefSeq names its product RecQ like helicase 5 (gene RECQL5). The coding region runs from base 38 to 3265 and encodes 1075 amino acids. NCBI's taxonomy places the organism in Eukaryota, Metazoa, Chordata, Amphibia, Anura, Dicroglossidae. Gene Ontology annotation, cellular component: chromosome; cytoplasm. The transcript has 19 exons. Gene Ontology annotation, molecular function: four-way junction helicase activity; ATP binding; 3'-5' DNA helicase activity. Gene Ontology annotation, biological process: double-strand break repair via homologous recombination. The record is from RefSeq and is a predicted model, not a curated record.
UUGCAGGAAGAUUAGAUGCCUUUCUCUUGUCUAAAAAAUGAGUGCCGAGCCUUCCUCAUCAUCUGCAAGACCAAAAUGCAAGGUCAAGUCUGCCCUGAAGAAGAUUUUUGGAUUUGACUCUUUUCGGUCUGAUCUCCAGGAGAAUGCAACUCGUACUGUGGUUAGAGGUGACCGAGAUGUGUUCGUGUGCAUGCCAACUGGAGCUGGCAAGUCUCUCUGUUAUCAGCUUCCUGCUGUCCUUACAGUGGGAAUUACCAUUGUUAUCUCUCCACUUAUUGCUCUGAUUCAGGAUCAAAUAGACCACCUUCUAGCCCUGAAGAUUAAAGCCUGCUCCCUGAACUCCAAACUGCCCUCUGCAGAACGCAGAACAAUCCUUCAAGAUCUGGAGAGCGAAAGCCCCAAAACCAAGCUUUUGUACAUCACCCCUGAAAUGGCUGCUGCUUCUUCUUUUCAGCCCACACUGAACCUUCUGCUAUCUCGCAGCCUCCUGUCCUACCUCAUCAUAGAUGAAGCCCAUUGUGUCUCUGAAUGGGGCCAUGAUUUUCGGCCAGAUUACCAGCGUUUGGGGACUUUGAGAUCUCGAUUGCCGCAAACGCCUUGUGUUGCUCUCACUGCUACAGCCACCAAGAAAGUGCAAGAUGAUAUUAUAUCGUCACUGAGGCUGCACCAACCAAUUGCAAUGUUUAAAACUCCUUGCUUUCGUGUCAACCUUUUUUACGAUGUUCAGAUGAAGGAGCUUUUGGUAGAUCCUUAUGGAAGUCUCAAGGAUUUCUGCUUGAAGGCUCUAGGAGAGAAGAAAGCUACAGGGGGCUUCUCAGGCUGUGGAAUAGUGUACUGCCGAACCAGAGAUGCUUGUGCGGAAGUAGCAACUCAACUGUCUCAGAGAGGUGUCCCCUCCAAGGCCUAUCAUGCUGGUCUCAAAGCAGCAGACAGAGUGACUGUCCAAAAUCAGUGGAUGGAGGAGAUCGUUCCAGUGAUAGUGGCUACCAUCAGCUUUGGAAUGGGGGUGGAUAAAGCCAAUGUGAGGUUUGUUGCACACUGGAAUGUUGCCAAAUCAUUGGCUGGCUACUAUCAGGAAUCUGGAAGAGCUGGUCGAGAUGGCAAGCAAUCUUUUUGUCGCCUUUACUACUCUCGUACUGACAGGGACCAAAUCAGCUUUCUUAUUAAAAAGGAGAUCACAGCAGCUCAGGCAAAAAGGAGAGAUACCAAAGCAACAGACAAAGCUGCUAUGGUUGGAUUUGAGACAAUGGUGAACUUUUGCGAGGAGCUGGGGUGCCGCCAUGCUGCUAUUGCAUCGUAUUUUGGUGACAAAAGGCCUCAGUGUGACAAGUGCUGUGACUCCUGUAAGAACCCUCAACUAGUGAAGAAGCAGAUUGAACAGUUAGAGAGUUUGAUCUCAAAUAGAAGCAGAACCUGCAUUGAGCAACCUGGAGCUCGACCCGGACCAUUUGGCUAUGACGCAAAUCUUUAUGAAGGGGGCAGGGAUGGGUAUGGGUUUGCCAGAUAUGAUGCUGAGGAUUCUGAUGGAGGACAGGAGGAUGCAUCUGACAAACGCAAACAGCAAUGGAACAGAUUCUAUCAGAAGCAGAUGAAUCUCAGGAAGAACAAAGAGCUGGAAGAUUUCAUUCCUCCAAGCGAGGACUGUCCACUUAGGGAUGGAGCUAAUGCUAAAAUUCCUAAACUCACAGUCAAGGCUCGGGAGCACUGCCUUAAGAUGCUGGUGGAAGCACUGAGCAAAAAUGUCCAAGUGACUGACAGCCAGAAUAAGACUGAUGCAGCUUCAUCUGCGGCGGACAUAGAAUAUGAGGUUUUUCGAAACAGCAAGAUGUCAAACCUCUAUAAAGCAGGAGUACUGAAAAAGGUGUCUGAGAUUAACAAGGCUUCUAAGGAAGGCGAGCUGUAUGUUGUGCUUGCUGACACUUCAUGGAAAACAGAGACAAAAGAAGAUUCAUCCGAAGAUGGAUUCCUGUCUGGUUCUCCACUGCACCCGUCUAAACGAAAACGAGUGGGUGCCCCAUCUUUAUUUCAGACUGCAUCGAGUUUGCUUCAAAACCCCAAGCCAACAACAGAACCAUCACAGACUAACCACGGCACCAUAGAACAGUGGGAAGCCAGCAGUGCUAGUCCACCUCUUCUAGACACGGCAAGCCCCAGUAAAAAAGUAAACAGUCCAAGCAAAAAGCCCCGUCUUAGUAAGAAGAAACAAGAGCUGGUCUCUGCUGCCACCAAAGACUCCCAAAAUAUCUCCAAGUUUUUUUCAUCUCAGGGUAAAUCCAGCAUGUCAAAACAUGACAGCGCUACUGUAUGUGAAAGCACCUCUACCAUUGGCCGAACUAAAAACUCCUCUACUUCUCCAGAUGUAUUGAAAGAGGAGCAGAGUAGUGAUGAAGAAAUUGUCCAAAAUGUACCAUCUCCAGGCUGUUCAGAAAACCUAAAGGUCCAGAUGCCAGGAAAACAUACUGUGUUACAGAACAAUAAAAGUGAACAGUUAUUGGAGACCAAAGACCAGACUAGCACUUUAUUUCUACAUAAUUCUGAUAGUAUGAAUGUCUCAGAUCGUCUCCAAGAUAUGCAAACCUCUAAAACAAGUGUUGGGGAUACUAUGACUCUCUACUCAUCAGAAAACCAGGAACUGUCUAAUGAUUCUUCAUGUCAGGAAAGAUGGAAGGAGUCAGCGAAUUCCAGUACAGAGCAAAACAAUUCUAGCUAUCCCUUAUAUCUGCCUACCUCCAGCCAACACGAGUUCGAGAAGAAGACAUCAGAAGAAGAGUAUAAACAAGUAUCAUUCACAUUUCUUGGCCAGGAGUCUGAAGAGCCCUCCAGAAAGAGGCCGAGAACAGAAGAAAAAUCCUCCAUUUUGUCCCAUCCAGUGAAAAGCGCCAGUGGCAAAAAGAAAGUGACUUUUGACCCAAAUCUUCAUCAUCAAGACAAGGAAGGCACCGCUAAAAUAUUACAGCCGCCUCUGAAUAAGGUGGUGACGCUUAAAGAGACUGCUGACAUUGUGGUCAAAUAUUUGACUCCAUUUUUCCGGGACGGAAAGUUUGCUUCCAAGGACCUGUUUAAGGCAUGCGCAAGGCACCUUUCUCACCACUUAGCUGGGGAUAACAAGAAACCUCUGCGGAAAAAUGUGAAAGAAGAAGCUCAGAAGUUCAUCAAGACAUUUUUUAAGACCCGAACACUUUGUGAGAGUGAGACAGACUGGCAGGAGAUGCUGCAAGCUGCCACCCAAUGCCCAGUGCUGAAGAGAUGCCACCUUGAAAAAUGAAUGAUCUAUGCACUAACAGAGAGCUCAGUGAAGCACACAGCUACCUCACACCACCUGUUGUACUGCUCAUCGGUCUGUGUGUGCGCUGUCUGUUCUCUGUCUAUACCACACAUCACAUUGAAAUGGUUUACAUGUCAUACCUUCAGACCAUCUUUUUUCCCCCUCUUUGCUGUGCUUCCUAUAAAC